Girardinichthys multiradiatus is the source of this 2904-nucleotide messenger RNA. Its product is annotated as probable ATP-dependent RNA helicase ddx6. The record is from RefSeq and is a predicted model, not a curated record. Lineage: Eukaryota; Metazoa; Chordata; Actinopteri; Cyprinodontiformes; Goodeidae. The transcript is spliced from 13 exons. Bases 955 to 2403 code for a protein of 482 amino acids. Gene Ontology annotation, cellular component: cytoplasmic stress granule; P-body. Gene Ontology annotation, molecular function: ATP binding; RNA helicase activity; mRNA binding. Gene Ontology annotation, biological process: cytoplasmic stress granule assembly; P-body assembly.
AGGGGGCAGCAGUGUGACUCCAGACGCUUGAUAAUAAGCCGCCGGGAUCCACCGAGGAAGCGGAGGCGACCAUGUUGAUUUAAAGAAAGAAGAAACACAAUAGAGACAAUUUAUUUCAGGGUAUUUAGAACUAAGUUAGAAGAAAGUUGUUGGUUCACUGCACUCAGAGCAUCGUUCGUAAAGUUACAGAAGAUUUCAGGUGGGACGUUUGAGUUGUCGGUCUGGAUUUUUUGGAGGCGGGGAGUUUGCAACGCUGCACGCUUCGGGCCGUCCGGAUCAUCUGUGCUGUCGACGCAGAGGAGGACUAAAACCGGAGCACAAAGGAACCACGCUGAGGACUCGACAAGGGCGGAAAGCUUCUCUGCUUUGGACUAAAAACCUUGUUGGAUCUUUAUUUUUUUCCACAUAUGAAGUAACAGAACCUCUCCCCGUGGAAAUAAACGAAAUACUGAACUUCUGGGGACGACCUUGUACAAAGUUGAAAAUCCUUUUCCGGAUCAGGGAUAUGCAGCAGCUCUCUCGGACUCGCAGUAAAAAGCAGAGAUAUUGUUGAUGAUCUAAACAGAAAUAUUGACCUGAGCUCAUUUUGCUGCAGAUUGCCUUAGUUGUUCUGUUUCAGGACUUGAACCACUUUGAUGCUUGUUCACGUAUAAUUUUUCUAUAUUGUGGACGAGUCUAUUUCUGCACGUUUGCAGAUUUCUCUUCAUUUUGAAGAGUUUUUGUGUAAAAACUGCGUAGUUUUUGUUGGCUGUGCGGCGGUUACUCUGUUGUUGAAGAGGACUGAGCUGCACGUGUGUGUGUGUGUGUGUGUGUGUGUGUGUGUGUAAAUAUUAUUGAGCCAUUUCUCGAACCGUUUCAGACACACAACGCUUUAUCGUUUUUUUUUUUACUUUUUUACUUACAAGAGAAUUAAAAAGAGACAGAAAUCUAUAAACAAACAGAAGUUUAGAAAAAAUGGCAACGGCCCGAACGGAAAAUCUUGGUCCGGUCAUGAUGGGACUGAAUAAGCAGAACGGGCAGCUCAGAGGACAGACCAAACCUGCUGUAGGACCACCAGCAUCAACUCAAGGAAAGAAUCCAGCCGGGAGCAACCAGGACGGAGGAGGAAUUAAGUUUGGAGACGACUGGAAGAAAUGCCUACAGCUCCCCCCAAAGGACAACAGGGUCAAAACCUCCGACGUCACGUCCACGAAGGGGAACGAGUUUGAAGAUUACUGCUUGAAAAGGGAACUCCUGAUGGGAAUCUUUGAGAUGGGCUGGGAGAAACCUUCACCUAUCCAGGAGGAGAGCAUUCCCAUCGCGCUGUCUGGACGGGAUAUUCUGGCUCGAGCGAAGAACGGAACAGGGAAAAGUGGAGCUUAUCUGAUCCCACUGCUGGAGAGGAUAGACCUGAAGAAGGACCACAUACAGGCCAUCGUCAUGGUGCCCACACGUGAGCUGGCUUUGCAAGUGAGUCAGAUAUGCAUCCAGCUCAGUAAACAUCUGGGAGGAGUCAAAGUCAUGGCGACGACCGGAGGAACCAACCUGCGGGACGACAUUAUGCGCCUGGAUGAGACGGUGCAUGUGGUCAUCGCCACGCCCGGUCGGAUCCUGGACUUGAUAAAGAAGGGCGUGGCGAAGGUGGACAGGGUCCAGAUGAUGGUGAUGGACGAGGCAGACAAACUGCUCUCUCAGGACUUUGUGGUGCUCAUCGAGGACAUCAUCAGCUUCCUGGCCAAGAACAGGCAGAUCCUGCUCUACUCAGCAACCUUCCCCAUUAGUGUUCAGAAGUUCAUGGUGAAGCAUCUUCAGAAACCCUAUGAGAUCAACCUGAUGGAGGAGCUGACCCUGAAGGGCAUCACUCAGUUCUACGCCUACGUGACGGAGCGACAGAAGGUCCACUGCCUCAACACGCUCUUCUCCAGGCUUCAGAUCAACCAGUCCAUCAUCUUCUGUAACUCCACUCAGAGGGUGGAGCUCCUGGCCAAAAAGAUCACUCAGCUGGGAUACUCCUGCUUCUACAUCCACGCCAAGAUGAUGCAGGAAUACCGGAACCGCGUGUUCCACGACUUCAGAAACGGGCUGUGCAGGAACUUGGUUUGCACCGAUCUGUUCACCAGAGGAAUCGACAUCCAGGCUGUGAACGUGGUCAUCAACUUUGAUUUCCCUAAAAAUGCAGAAACGUACCUUCAUCGCAUCGGAAGAUCAGGGAGGUUUGGUCACCUGGGUCUGGCCAUAAACCUGAUCACCUCAGAGGACCGCUUCAACCUGAAGGCCAUUGAGGAGCAGCUGGUGACCGACAUCAAGCCCAUUCCCAGCAGCAUCGACAAGAGCCUUUAUGUGGCCGAGUUCCACUCGAGCAGCGGCGACUGCGAAGUGGAGGAGGUGGAGGAGAGCCCUCAGCGCCAGCAGGACAGUACCUAAAACAGAGCAUCUUGACACUCCGGGCUUUAGCAGACAUCAUCACUUGAAGCAACUCUUCGUUUUCCUCAUCAUCCCUCUGCCAGAUCCUGCCCCACGGCUGGAAAUGCUGCUUUUAGUUCCUCAAACUUCUGCUUCUUGCUGUAAACUGUUGUUUUGCACCAGUCCAGAACCGGACUCUGAGAUCCAGAGUCAGUUUUCCUCUGCCAGCCGGUCCGUCAGUUUGUUUCCCAGAUGUGCACGCCCCCCCCCCCCCCCCCCAGCUGCCCCUCUGUUCACUGACACUGCUGUUGUCACUUAAGUGCCUUACUUCCUCCCUCGUGCAUGCCCCCUUCACGUCCUGCUGCAGCAGCAGAGUACGAGCACAAACGGCAACCCGUUUCAGCAUCCCUUAUGCAAGAAAACGACAAAACUGUCUCAUUCUCCUGCUCAGAGGUGUUUUUAAAGUGUUGCAAUAAAAAAGGCAGCUUUCUUUAAAUACUGCGUGACUGUUUUCCCCCUCCU